GGAAAUACUCUACCUAUCUAUAUCUCCGGACAACUGACUGGUUAAUAAACGAGAACCGGGUGGGCGUAUCUUAGCUAAAUCACAAUGGAGCAUGGUAUGACCUUGGGCGUAACGACACAAGACCCUGCAGCACAAAAUAGGAACCCAACUCAGAAGCCCUACAUAGCAGAUCCUGAAUUUAGUGAAGCUUUAAAACCACUUUUAUCACUGAGCCAGAAGAUUGACCGAAUCAGAUCUGCAAGUCAAUGUCAAAAAAGAAGAAAUCGAAAAAAUCACUUGUCCUGAUAAUGACCUUAUUGGAAAAGAUUGGUACUCAUUCGGUUUACAGAAAGAAAUAGACCCCGACAAACUCGAUCAAAUCAAAGAUGAUAAUGGUACCAGAGAAGAAAGAAAGUCUGACCUUCUUCAUCUCCUGAUUGAGCCAAAGUAUCAAAUUCGCUAUGAAGACAUUGUUUAUUUUCAUUAUAAAAUUGACAAGCAAAGUGAAUUUAUCACUCUCAUUCUUGACUAUAUUGUUGAUCAAAGGAAAAAGACAGAGCCUUGUAUUCCCAAAUAUAAGAAAAGUAAUAAUCCGCCAAAAGACAUGGAACGCCCAUGGCAAGCUAUUUAUGAGGAAAGAUUAAAAGCUAAACCUGUUCCUGGUCUAAGACAAGAACUCAGUACUGAAAACUAUCAAAAGAAAUUUUAUGAUACACUUUGGUAUGAAGAAAAAGAGCAUACAAUAAAACUUCACAACAAGUGUAGUGGUGUUUACAAAUUGUUUGUCACUGAUGAUGUUCCACCAGAAGUCAAGGAGUUAGCAUUAAAACCAGAACGAUAUAAAGAAUUUGGGUACAUUGAGGAUGAUGCAUUUACUUAUGACAAGAUAGAGUAUGCCACUCAAGCCAGCGAAGGCGUCAAGAUUUAUAAGUCAAAUGAUUUUUAUGUUUGCAAGGCAUUAAUUUCUCAGCAUAAUUUUUUUCAUGUCGAGCAGCGCCUUUAUUUAUGUUUUCCGGGUCGAACCAUGAGAAUGCUUCAAGGCCGAUCAUCUCACAGAAAAAUCCACUUUAAAGUUAAAAUGAAGUUUGAAUUAAAACAUUCUUAUUUUAGCAACCUUCAGCAUGCCAUUGCUGUCAUACCGCAGUAUGUUAUCAACUGUCUUAUAUCUGACAAGCAUUCUUUCAGUCGUUUGGAGGAAAAGUUUAAACCUCAGUGGUCAAAAUAUAGCUUCAUGAAACUGGAUGAUGUCCAAACACAAGCCCUUCAAAUGAUCACUUCUGUUUCUUCAAGGUGUGUUGCAGAUUCAUGCCCUCCUCCAGUUCUUCUUAAUGGUCCCUUUGGUUCUGGUAAGACCCGUAUUCUUGCUCGUGCUGCUUACGAAGUUAUGACCAAUGGAAUUUCGAAAGGUGAUCCUUUUACAAGAAUAUUAAUUUGUGCUCAUCACCCUCAGUCAGUUAAUUCUUUCAUUGAGGAGUAUUUCACUCGAAUUGAAAAUAAAGAGGGCAAACUUCCGUAUCGUGUUUUUCAUGUUUCUCGAUAUUUAGGGAAUCCUUACCCAAAUUCGCAUAACUCUCAUUUCUACAUGACUUUUGAUGAACUUGAGAAUUUAGAGCCAGAAAAGCUUGAGAAUGUCAUCAUUAUUGCAUCUUAUAAUGGAUCCUUGAGUCUUUAUGACAUAAUUGAUGUUCCUGGCUAUGGUUAUUUCAAUUAUGUGUUCCUUGAUGAAGCAGCUCAGGUACGUGAGCCAGAAGCAAUAACUCCAUUAGCUCUUGCUACACACGAUGCUAAAAUUGUUUUAGCUGGAGAUGACAAACAAGUUGGCCCCAAAACCCUUGUACUAGGAGAAGAGGCACAAAAUGAUGGUCUUGAUGUUUCCCUUUUAACACGUUUAACAGGUCACUACAAGGGAAUGGGCCCCACUGCAGCUACCUACAUGACCACACUGUCCAUUAAUUAUCGUGCUCAUGAAGAUCUCCUUUCAUUGCCAGAAUUGUUUUAUGGGAAGCUUCACGCAAGUGAAAAUAAACCAGUUUGGCAUCACCAAGGUCCAUCUGGCUAUAAAUUUGUAUGCUCUGAUUCUAGACUUGUACAUGACAGUGUUGCUGCUAAUGAACAGCAACAAUCGGUUGAGGCAUGCAUUGUCUUGGAACAGGCAUUACUUUAUUUGAAAGAAACAGAAAAGGAAAGGAAGCCGCCUCAAAUUUGUAUCAUUUCUUCUACUAGGAAGCAAUUAAAUCAUAUAAAGCAAAUGGUCUAUCGUUAUCCUUGCUACAAUAUUUUGAAGGAAAAGAAAGUCAAGUUUUUGCCAUCUUUUAUGAUUCAAGGUCAUCAGUUUGAAGCUAUAUUUUUGUGCUUGCUGGAGCCUUUGAAGGAUGGGAAAAUUAAAGAAUACUUUACUAAAAGUCUCUUUAAUCAUUUUGUGUUUAACACGGUUAUCACAAGAGCAAAAACUCUUGUAGUGACUGUCGGUACACCGUUUGAAAUACUUGAUUUUGAAGACCAGUAUAUCAGUGAGGCAGAUGGUGAAGUAAAAUGUUGGCAUGAAUACCUCCAGCUAUGCAAAGCACGUGGUACAAUAUCGCACUUGGAGCCAAAGAUUGAGAAGGAAUUUGACGAAAGACUAGAAAAGAGAAUGCAACAAAAUGAUCCUGCACCAGCUCCUUUACGUCAAAGUCGAGUUGAGAAAGAUUUUGAGAAGCUAGGUAUGCUUGGUAAAGGAGGAUUUGGAGUUGUUUAUCAUGUCUUACAUAAAGUGGACAAAGGAAAGUAUGCCAUUAAGAUGAUACCCACGACGAGUGGUAAGGUGAAGAGAGAAGUUCAUGCACUUUCUGUAUUGUAUCACCCUGGAAUUGUUCGAUACUACAAUUCUUUCAUUGAUUGUGCUCCUGUUGGGUGGGAUGAUGAUGAUGCAAUGGAUGAGCCUUCAACUUCUUUUGGUCCAAGUAACUCAUUAUCAGUGCAAUCUGUCCGGACAUUAUCUCCUAUUGGUGCUAACCAUAAUUCUAGUGGUACUGAGUCUUUUUCAAUAGAGUUUAGAGAUGACAGUUUACAAAAGAAUAGGUCACAGGAGAAAGGCAUUCCUACACAUACCAAAUCAACUGAUGAAACACUGACAGAUGAUGCAACAGAUGAUACAACAUCCUAUUCCUCCUUAGCUGGCUAUCAAAAAUACUUGUUUAUACAAAUGGAAUUAUGCCAAAGGAAGACAUUAAGAGAUUGGCUGAGUAUAAAUGUUCACAAUCGUUAUCGAAUCAAAGUGUUUAAUUUUUUUGUACAGAUUCUUGAUGCUGUGAUAUACAUGCAUGACAAGGAUUACAUACACCGUGACUUAAAGCCAUCAAAUAUACUAUUUGCUAUGGAUGAUAGCAUUAAAGUUGGUGAUUUUGGCUUAGUGAAACAAAAUGUAGCUACUAAGCACAGUGCUCCCCAAUCUGAUGUUCAGGGUAGUCAUACUAGUGAGAUCGGAACUUCAUUUUAUGUCAGCCCUGAGCAGAAAGCUGGUCAUCGGUAUAAUGAAAGGGCUGACGUUUAUUCGCUUGGAAUAAUUUUAUUUGAGCUUUACUUUCCUUUUAGCACAGAAAUGGAAAGGGAUAAAGUUUUAGGAGAUAUAAAGAGUAAUAGAAGACUUCCAAAGGAAUUUAAAGAAAAUUUUUAUAAUGAAGCAAAACUUGUGGAGCUGAUGUUAAAGCCUAUUUCUGACAGGCCAUCUUCAAGUGAGAUAAAAGAAAUGGAUGCAUUCAAGCAAAUGAAAGACCAAGCUGAGCUAAAUUGUGACUUUAUAUUGCCAAAAUUUUAGAUUUAAACAAUUUUAGUAUUAUUAUUAUUGU
This is a messenger RNA of Amphimedon queenslandica, 3806 nucleotides long. RefSeq lists its product as uncharacterized. Gene Ontology annotation, biological process: regulation of translational initiation by eIF2 alpha phosphorylation. The transcript has 18 exons. NCBI's taxonomy places the organism in Eukaryota, Metazoa, Porifera, Demospongiae, Haplosclerida, Niphatidae. Gene Ontology annotation, cellular component: cytoplasm; nucleus. The coding region runs from base 584 to 3775 and encodes 1063 amino acids. Gene Ontology annotation, molecular function: eukaryotic translation initiation factor 2alpha kinase activity; helicase activity; ATP binding. The record is from RefSeq and is a predicted model, not a curated record.